UGUGUGUCCAUCGCCCAAGGUCCGCAGCUGAGAUCGGGUUCGCCUCUGACGUUGUACCCCAGUGCGUCCGGGCGGAAGUCUUCCACCUACGAGGAGGUCGCCCUGGGGUCCCUGUUUCUCCAAAGACCGUCCCGUUCGAGGCAGCGAACACAUUCUUGGAACCACCACCUGGAUGAAGAAAUGGAACCUUACCGUGCUUCCUACCUCCUACUGACUCCCACCGAACGUCCCCCAAAGGAGUGUGCAGCUCUCGCUGCAGAGCUCCACACCUGCAGGGAGCUACUCGUGCAGAGAGAGGAGGAGAUCGCCAACCUGAAGGCGGAGAGAAACAACACCAGGCUGCUGCUGGAACAUUUGGAGUUCCUCGUCUCCAGGCACGAGAGAGCUCUUCAAAAAACCAUCAUCGGGCGACAGGCGAAGACUCCGGCCGGCGUGUCCAGUGAGGCGGAGGUGCUCAAGGUCCUCAACUCCAUAUUGGAGAAGGACAAAACCGAGGCUGAAACGGUGCAGAGCCAGAUGAAAGAGCUCCUGGCUACCCUGUGCACUCUCGUGGCCAAGCUGGAAGAAGACCUGGACAUCUCAAGGAAAGACCUCAUCCUUUCUGAAGCAAUGAACACCAUAUUACAAAGAGAUGUCCGUGAAGCCAUGGCCCAGACGGAAGACAUGCAAGACAGGAUCACUACCCUUGAGAAGCGCUGCCUCAGGGCACAGCACGAAGCCACCUCUCUGCACGACCUCAAGGAUAACCUUGAAAACGAGAUCGCAAAGAAGGACUCUCUGCAUCGACAGACUGCGGAUCAAAACCGCCAGUUGCAAGAGCGCCUGGAGGUGGCGGAGCGGAAGCUGCAGCAGACCCCGAGGAAGGCCAAGUCGCUGCCCGAGGUGGAAGCCGAGCCGGCCCAGAGGGAGGCCACCCUCUGCAAGGCCGAGCAGAGGCGUGGCAACAUCGAGGAAAGUCUGCACCAGAUGGAGGCCCAGCUGGAGGAAAAGAACCAAGAACUGCAGCGGCUGCUGCUGGAACAUUUGGAGUUCCUCGUCUCCAGGCACGAGAGAGCUCUUCAAAAAACCAUCAUCGGGCGACAGGCGAAGACUCCGGCCGGCGUGUCCAGUGAGGCGGAGGUGCUCAAGGUCCUCAACUCCAUAUUGGAGAAGGACAAAACCGAGGCUGAAACGGUGCAGAGCCAGAUGAAAGAGCUCCUGGCUACCCUGUGCACUCUCGUGGCCAAGCUGGAAGAAGACCUGGACAUCUCAAGGAAAGACCUCAUCCUUUCUAAAGCAAUGAACACCAUAUUACAAAGAGAUGUCCGUGAAGCCAUGGCCCAGACGGAAGACAUGCAAGACAGGAUCACUACCCUUGAGAAGCGCUGCCUCAGGGCACAGCACGAAGCCACCUCUCUGCACGACCUCAAGGAUAACCUUGAAAACGAGAUCGCAAAGAAGGACUCUCUGCAUCGACAGACUGCGGAUCAAAACCGCCAGUUGCAAGAGCGCCUGGAGGUGGCGGAGCGGAAGCUGCAGCAGACCCCGAGGAAGGCCAAGUCGCUGCCCGAGGUGGAAGCCGAGCCGGCCCAGAGGGAGGCCACCCUCUGCAAGGCCGAGCAGAGGCGUGGCAACAUCGAGGAAAGUCUGCACCAGAUGGAGGCCCAGCUGGAGGAAAAGAACCAAGAACUGCAGCGGGUCAGGCAGAGAGAAAAACUGAAGGAAGAGACUAAUCAACAUCUGUCCGGCACUAUUGACCGGCUCCUUUCUGAAUCUGACGAGCGUCUUAAGCGUCAUCUAAAAGAGAGGAUGGCUGCUGCAGAAGAUAAGGAUCACCUUCUCCGGAAGAUGGAAGCACUGAGGGCCGUAUUAAAGCGGGCAAGAGUGAGAGGCUCUUCGCUUCACCAUGGGCGGACGCACGUCGGCAGCAUCCCAGCUUCCAGGUUCCGUCUGGCGGACAGCCCCACGGAUGCCAGCAGCACCAGCAGCAGCGCGGUGUUGCGGCGCCACCGGAAAGGCCGUGUGGCCCGUCUGCGACAUGAGCCUUCCAAGUUGCUGCAUUUGGAGGAAGAGUCACAAGAUAGCACGGCAAGGGCACGAUGUGUACCGUCAGCUUCUUCGUCCCAGAGGUCCCUGAGCUUGGACAGGCUGCAGCAAGGGGCACUGCACAAGGCCAGCCACGAGGACAUCAGGGACGCCACAAAAUCCCCAGGCUCUCAGGAUGGCCCCCUGAGCAGCCUCAGCAAAACUAGCAAUAGCCAGGACUCACUGAACAACGCCCCCAAGAAGAAGGGCAUCACAAAAUCCAUCCGCUGGUUGCUCACCAGAAGACAAAAGGUCCACCCCAGCCGCGCUAGCGACGAGCCUGCAUGACCAGUUUACCCACACUGCUUCUACCGAUGGUCUUGCAGCACGCAGAGCCCAGCAGUGACUACAUUUGAAAAUUCAACCAGAUCUUUCAUCUGUUAAUCCUUGUUAUAUGGACCCUGAGAUAUUUCAUUACAGUAUUUAAUUACUGAAAAAUUCGUGAAUAGGAUCGAGAAACUCAUUUAGCAUUUAAUGUUUCGUACAUCUCUGUAAAUUUGUCACUCCCUAUAGAGAGUUCCUUCCUUUCAUGUAUAUCCAGGCUAUAAAUAUCCUUGGGAAUCCAUUGAUGUUCUUAUAUCUCAGUUUAGUCUUUCAAGCGUAUGUACUAUCAUGGUUGUAUGUAUAAAUCCUACGACAAAUACAGGGCUUUUAUAACCUGUG
Messenger RNA from Felis catus (domestic cat), 2727 nucleotides. Its product is annotated as liprin-alpha-1-like. NCBI's taxonomy places the organism in Eukaryota, Metazoa, Chordata, Mammalia, Carnivora, Felidae. Gene Ontology annotation, biological process: synapse organization. The transcript is spliced from 20 exons. Bases 181 to 2352 code for a protein of 723 amino acids. The record is from RefSeq and is a predicted model, not a curated record. Gene Ontology annotation, cellular component: presynaptic active zone.